Messenger RNA from Haliotis rubra (blacklip abalone), 1691 nucleotides. RefSeq lists its product as uncharacterized. NCBI's taxonomy places the organism in Eukaryota, Metazoa, Mollusca, Gastropoda, Lepetellida, Haliotidae. Gene Ontology annotation, molecular function: carbohydrate binding. The transcript is spliced from 5 exons. The coding region runs from base 403 to 1263 and encodes 286 amino acids. The record is from RefSeq and is a predicted model, not a curated record.
UCUUGUUGGUGAACAAUUGACUGGCCUGUGCUUGUGUUUAUGACAGCAAAUGGUCUCUAUUCUGCAAACAAGUGGCAUCGUAUCAACUCAAUAUCGAUUCCUAAACGCAUGCUGUGAGAAAGUUGGAAUCGCAAAAUGGGCACUUUUCGUGGCGUCUUAUGAAAUUGGAAAGGGCUUGAUCACUUCAAUUGCUCUUUCUUCAUGCAUGUUGAUGCUGUUGCAUAGUUUUCCUCAUUAUAAAGAAGUUGACAUCCAUACAAUUCUCGUCCCUAAUAUUGAUACUGACGGCCGUAGUAACCAUGCUUGUUGUUGACUCCACUUCAGCAAGAGGAUAUUCAGAAGAUCAAUAAUAUCUAAAAGCCAAGAGUGUAGCAGAAGCUGGUUAGUUGGGAACCGGGUGGUAUGACAAUGCUGCUGUUUUGGCUGAUGAAAAGCUUUCUCCUUCUUCUUGGAGUUUGGGAAGUGUUCUGUGGAUGUGACAAAAACCUCACCCUGUUCUACUAUGAGGGAUUAGACAACUAUAUAUUCCAUGGAAAUGAGCUGUCCAACGUUUCUUUGGAUCGCCUUGACUGUAUAAAUGCAUGCGGAUUGGACCCUGACUGCCGACAGGCUUCUGUCCGACCUUCAACAAACCAGUGCAGGCUUUACUCCAUCCCUUCAUGGUCAGUGGUCAGUGCCGUAGAAGAGGCAGGAUGGAUGACCUAUAUUGUUGACUGUUCUCUGAACGUAUCCAUGGUGAUGGCGCCCUUGUGCCGGGAUGGAACAUCGUUUAUGUACCCUGGCGUCCAACAGGAGUGUUUGGACAAUGGACGAUGGAAACAUCUGGGAGUUCGAAAUUGUGUCCAUUCAUUCGAACAUAACGCAGUAGCGAAAACGCACACUGUCUUCUUCAGUUCCGAGCUGCACACAGGAAUGACGCUGACGGUUCUCGGACAACUUGACGGUAUUGCCAGCGCCGUUUUCUACUUGUGCUAUGACGGGGCUGUCAAGUCUUUGGUAAUUGGGCCAAGAUUUUCUUGCCAGUGCACAGUUUUCAACACUUACGGCACAUAUUGGGAAAGUGAAGAAUAUAUAAAUGAUGUAUUUCCGUUUGUGGCCAAUCAACAGUUUAAUCUUACAAUCCAAAUAACAGCGAACACGUUUGAGAUCUAUGUGGACGGGGCUCACUUCAAGUCCUUCACUCAAAGACGUUCUCUGCAACCAACAACAAAAUGGCUGAUGGAAAAAGUUCACGCAGUUGAUGAAAUCAUCAUUAGCAUAUAGACAAGUAUAGGAGGUCGCUAUCACUGAUACUGUACUAGUCACGCCUUAUACUGACUGGAACUCGUGUGUGUAUACUAUGAUGUUUAUUCUCCGUUGUAUGUGCACACUAUUGUUACAUUGCCAUCUAUGAAAUGAGUACAUUAAAGCUGACGUUGAGAUCAAAGACUUCAGUACAUUAUAUCUGGCCUUGAUAUCAAUGUCAAAAGUAUGUUAUAUCUGACGUUGAUAUCAAAGCAUAUGUAGAUUAUAUCUGACGUUGAUAUCAACGUCCUGUGUAUAUUAUAUCUGACGUUUAUAUCAAAGUCAUGAGUAUAUCAUAUCUGACGUGAUGUCAAUAUCAUGAGUAAAUUAUAUCUGACGUUGAUAUCAAAGUCAUGAGUAUAUCAUAUCUGACGUUGAUAUCAAAGUCAUGAUAUCUGACGUUGAUA